CCUUUGAAAGAUAUGACAUCUGCUGCCACUGCAUUGCUACAUUCAUGGUUCGCUGCCUCAGCAUCGUACCUAGUGUAGAACCGUGUUUCCUGUUUAACAGAAUCACACUUGUUGACUUGACUACGUUUUAAGGAUUUAAAGUGGAUUGAAAAUGUUUCUUCUUCUGUGUUGCUGGAUUCUUUCAGGAGUCAUGGCAGAAGUCCCAGUUGUGACACAUUACCAACUGAAAAACAGCACACUAUGUCUACAUGUUAGAACACCACCACCAUAUAAUGGUGGUAAAUGGACCUUUGCUAGAAAAACUAUUGCAUAUGAUAAAACCAUCAACCCCAGCUACAAAGAGAAAGUGGAUUACAAACCUGAAAAUCUCUCUUUGUGUAUUAAAGAUCUAAAUGACACAGACACUGGCAACUAUACAGUCACAUUCAGUGACUCUGAAUUUAAUGACGUAUCAGAACGACACAGAGUCAUUGUUCAAGAACUUGUUCCUAGACCUGCUGUCAAAAUAUCAGUGCUGCGCUCCAACCUGUCUGCUGGAUUGUGCAGUAUCUCAGUCAACUGCUCCAUCCAGGAUGACUGGAUGUGGUCUGUCUGUGAUGAGGACAGCUGCAGAACAUUUCAGAGGUCAUUCAGUAAGGUCACCAUCACCAUCUCCACUGACAACCAAACUGUUGUCUGCAGCGGCAGCAACCAUGUUAGCACAAAUAAUGUGUCUGAAAGCACGAGGACAACAUGCUUCAGUAAAUCUGAUCCUGAAAACAAAGAGGAAUCAGAGCCGCCCCUGGUGAUAAUAAUAUUUCUUGCAGUGUGUAUCUCGCUGUGUGUAUUUUCUGCCUGUAUGGCAAAGAAGUGUUUUUCUAGAAAAUGUGAUUGCCAUCAGGGACAAGCAUCAACUCAUUUAAUACAAAGUCAGCCAGAUGAGGUACAGCCACAUCCUGAACCUAGAGUUUCUACUUCAUCUUCCAGUCCAGCUGAGCCUGCUUACGAAAACGUGGAUCCCUCACAGCCCAGCUGGACCCACGGUCCAGGAGAGCAACUGGGGGCUAUGUCAAGUCAGACAGUAGAUACUGUCUACAGCGUUUUACAGGCAACAAAUGUGGCCGCUUCUCUUGGCAAGAGUGAUACGAGAAGACAAGAGGCAUCCACCUCACAGUCUGUCAUCAGUGAGGCAGAGCACCCCGUGCAAAUUGACACCGUGUACAGUGUGUUGCAAAAGCCAAAAAAUAUGAAGUCACAGCACCACCAAGAGGUUGGACAAGAUUUUCAGAGGAGAUGAACAUUGUGAGAGAAGCAUGUUAAAUGGACACUCAUGUAAUAUUUACCUUCUUUAAACUGGAGGAUAAAUCUUUAUAGGUGUUGAUACUCAUUUAAAAUUUGUAGAAAAUAUGUGUUUUCUUUAAAAAUAACAUUUAUUCAUCACUUCCUGUGCUGUGUUCAUUGCAAGAAGAUUUAUCAAAUGAAGCAAUGAAUCACUCAUCUGAAGUGAACUUGUCCUUCAUGAAUGACCCAUCACAAAACAUCAGGUGCUGUAACAUCCAGUGUUGUCAAUGGCAGCAUCAGUAAGCUACAGACUGUCAGCUGAAAUAUGAGAGUUUCUACUUUCCCUCAGAUAUUUCACAGAUGUGUAACUGCUUGCAAUGCAAACCAAACAUUAAGUCUGAUUAGGGGGAAAAACAGGAAGCAGAAAUGUAGUAUUUCAUGACAUGCAUAUAAAGCAGGGAACAAGGGCUUAACUGGGUCACUAGAAUCUGAAAUUGGUGAUGUGGUGGUCCUGGUUACUACCUAAUACAACUUACUGCUGUGUCUUUCUUUGUAAAACAUCUUCUUGUUUUUAACUCUGAGGUUUAGGCCUAUAAAUUGCUUGGUUUUUGCAACAGUUCACUGAACAGUUAAAUGAACAUGUCUACUGUUUUCCAGACUAAUGAAAGGUAUAUUUGACCUUGAAGACAGUGUAACCUUUAAGUUUACAACAAAAUAAGAUGUCUUAGUUUGAGCAGUUUACAAGUAAAUGUUUGUGUGGGUAGUGGCACAGAAUAUUUAUACUGAUUGAGGUCUAUGAUAAGCAUGACACAGGGGUUAUCUGUGGUCAUUAAGUCAGCACUGAUACAGAUUUGCUUCUGGAGGGUUUCAUAACCCAGUUCCACUCUGUGUUGUUUGGUUUGGGAUGCACUUACUGUGGCAGACCCUCCAUGUGAACAUGCAAACUGAGUGGACGUGGCCAGGGAGAAGAUGUAAGGGCUGGUUUGAGAAAGGGCCCUGGUCUGCGGUGUCCUUGCUGGCCUGGCUUCCUGUUUGCUGUGAGGCUCUGAUGUCUUCACCUGGGAAAACGUCACACUCUAUAAAGUUAAAUCUCCGUGUGAACCUCCUUUAGUUGCAGCCUGAACAAGCUGGUCAUAACAUAACAUAACUAUUUUGUGUCACUGCUUUUCAAAAGAAGAGCUCUGAUGAAGCAGCAGUAGUAGAUAUUAGGAUACUUCAUUUUUCUGCCUAGACCCUUGUUGCUUUGAUUUGUUGAAUUUUACUGUAGUAAUUUCCUGUUCAACUGUUCUGACUGGGGAGUGACAUAAAGCACCCACAGCUUACAAGAUGAUCGUACAGUUCAACAGCAUUAACAUCACUGUAUAAAUUACAUUUGAAUUACAUUCUUUUACAUAGAAAUUUUAUUAGUAAUCCAAUACUCUGGUCAAUUCUACCUUUUAAACUUGUAUUUAAAUGAACAUUAUCAACCCACAGAAUAGCAUGCACUAGUGCAAAUCACAUUUAUGUAAUUCAGUCAAUAUACUGUGCCGUAUUUGUUAGACCCAAGCACACUGUGCAGUUGAAAUAGAAACUUAUUCCAUAAAUGACCACAGGGGGGUGUCAAACUACUCUAACUGACAUAAACACAAGUCUGGGACUGUGGCCCUGUGACAGCAUGCCAUCACAUAUCUAACGAGAUGAGCCACAUUCUUAAAAAGGUGUAUAAUUAUUAACUUUCUGAACUUUUUUUGAACUAGUCAUAUUCUUUGAGUUUUUCAAAGCUAAAUUCCUGUAGCUAAGGGAGACUCUGUUUGUCAUGACUGCAAACUAACAGUUAGUUUCCAAUGUGGUUUUCUAUAAAAAAGACAGACUCAUUCUGUGUGGAACCAGAGGGGAAGUGAAUAUCUCUGCGGUGUCAAAGUCAGACAAAGGACUUCUGCAAGUGUUAAUGUUUAGCAAAAUGCAAAAAUGUAAAGCAAUAUCCUUCUUUACGAUGGUCAUUUUGGGACAUCCCAGAGUCAGUUCUGCAUUGUCUGACAUUGUUCAGUUCCUGGAAGUGGUUUGUUCCAACUGCUCGCUGUUGCACUGAUGAAUGGCACUGGUUGGUCUAGCUUCAAUCAAAAAUACUGGGGCUUUCCAUAUUGACCACCUAACCUUAAAUAUAAUGCUAUUUAAAGCAUCACUGAUUGUUAAAAGAUUGAAAGGCUAUUGUUUGGACAGGUGAUACUCGGUUUGUCUAAGUGAAUUAAGAUUAAGACCUCGCCUUUAUUUUUACUGAUCUGUGGGUUCUUGUGUCAAAAAUAAGACGUGGUCAGCGUUGUUAGAAUCACAAAACAGUAGUUGCUGUUGUCAUGUAAUAUUUUGAAUAAUUUAUUGACGUUUCAGUAAGUUAGUUCCUGUCCCUAAUUAUUCAUUCAGCUACAGGCUGAAUCGAUCUGCACCAUCUCUUUACUGAAAACAAAUGAGCAUCAGUUUUACUUGGAGCUGCAGCACUGAAAAUGAGGAAAUAGUCUUCAGCUCAGUGUGUGCUGUCAGUCAGAUGAGAGUUUCACACCUGCUUUACUGCAUGAACCAGACAGAGCAGAGGUGAUAGUGGGUGAUAGUGUUCAAGAUGCAGAACAGAGCAGGAACUUCUAUGUUAAAUUUUUUACCUUUCUGACUUUGUUUGUUUUCUUCCCUUAUAUUUCAGACUGAGAAAUAAAUAUUGAUCUUCUA
Molecule: messenger RNA, 3954 nt
Organism: Lates calcarifer (barramundi perch)
Lineage: Eukaryota; Metazoa; Chordata; Actinopteri; Centropomidae
Exons: 5
Coding region: 152-1276 (374 amino acids)
Source: RefSeq, a predicted model, not a curated record